Lates calcarifer (barramundi perch) is the source of this 1386-nucleotide messenger RNA. RefSeq names its product LSM11, U7 small nuclear RNA associated (gene lsm11). The record is from RefSeq and is a predicted model, not a curated record. The coding region runs from base 126 to 1133 and encodes 335 amino acids. NCBI's taxonomy places the organism in Eukaryota, Metazoa, Chordata, Actinopteri, Centropomidae. The transcript has 4 exons. Gene Ontology annotation, cellular component: U7 snRNP. Gene Ontology annotation, molecular function: U7 snRNA binding. Gene Ontology annotation, biological process: mRNA 3'-end processing by stem-loop binding and cleavage.
UGUGUGAUAUAUUGCGUUCCUUGAAAUUGGUGCAGAGUGAUACCUCAAACACAACGUUAACCGACGACAACAACUUUCCCAGCAUUCCUCGCUUCACCGUGUGUUCGUCUGCGGUUGUUUCAAACAUGGAGGAGAGGGAAAGAAAGGGUGUGAAACCAGACAGUCAGAAAACAACACUGGCAGCUAGUUCAAGUACGCCACCGGUACCGCAGCGUGUCCCGGAGGCAGACAGUAAAGCUGGGGACGAUGACGCAGAGAAAACAGACGUCUGCUCUGACAAGUUUGACCCUCUCUUGGCCUUGUACUCCCCGACCGUGUCGCUUCCUUUUCCAAACAUCAAAUGUUUUAACAAUGUGGCAGAGUACGAGAGCUUUCUCAAGGGCGGCAGGGGUAGAGCCAAACCGGAGAAUGUGGAGAAGAAGCGGGUGAAGGCGAUGAAAGGGAUGGCGGACCCGGAGCGCAUCGAGAGGCUGAAGAAGCUCAUGGUGAAAAACCCGCUGCCAGAGUCAGAGGAGGGGGAGAGCAGCGGCACGCGGCGGGGGAGGAGGAGGCAGAAGCCCCAGAAAAAUGUCCUGACAAGGAUGCCCUUGUGUAAAGGCAGUCCUUUGGGUGAGCUGUACCGCUGUGUUGAGGAGAGGAUAAGGGUCAAAGUUCACAUCAGGACCUUCAAGGGACUGAGGGGCGUGUGCUCUGGCUUCAUUGUGGCCUUCGACAAGUUCUGGAACAUGGCAAUGGUGGAUGUAGAUGAGACAUACAGAGAGCCUCUGCUUGGAGAGGCAUACUACCAUGAGAAAGCCCUCACCAUUACACGGCUCUUUGAGAAGCUAAAGCUCCAGGAAAGCUCAGGAGGUGAUAAAUCACCAAAGAAGCACAAAGCCCAGGAACAACUCAGUGAGCAUCAGCCUGGAAAAAGCCAGGCUUCUCAUGCUACAAGCAGGAGAGAGGACAACAGGACAGAGUUGAUGUUGUUGGACCCCAAAGAGGAUAAACACAAAGCCUCGCUAAAAGCCCAGGGCCCAGAGGCCGGUCACAAGAACGCCUCGCAGACGUACGGCAAGGUCCACACACGCCACAUCAACCAGCUUUUCAUCCGCGGUGAGAGUGUUAUCCUGGUUAAUCCACAGCCACUCUGAUUUCUGUCUUCUGUUUGAUAUUUACCCCUGGAUAAAACAUUGUAUUUUCAACAAACAUGUUGUAUUGUACACUGAACAUCUGUAAUAACAGAUGUGUGUAGAUGAAGUGCCAGAGAGAGCUCUAUAAUUUAGUUAGAUUCGCAAGAAUCAAACAAGGAUUACUGUUAUAUCAUAUUGAUAUGGAGGUUUUUCUCUGCCCACCAGAGAAAUCAUCUUGAUUUUGAGAAAUAAAAGCUUCUCAGUUCUAAUCUAA